Molecule: messenger RNA, 1733 nt
Organism: Aaosphaeria arxii CBS 175.79
Lineage: Eukaryota; Fungi; Ascomycota; Dothideomycetes; Pleosporales
Exons: 2
Coding region: 459-1595 (378 amino acids)
Biological process (GO): regulation of DNA-templated transcription
Cellular component (GO): nucleus
Molecular function (GO): RNA polymerase II cis-regulatory region sequence-specific DNA binding; DNA-binding transcription factor activity, RNA polymerase II-specific
Source: RefSeq, a predicted model, not a curated record
GGUUUGGCCAGGGUAAGACACGUUGGUUGAUAUCGACCUGAUCCACAGCACACCUCUCUACUUCUCUACUCUUGACGACCACAUUCACAUUCUGCCCCUCGACACCAUCAAGUUCGGUGCUAGCAGCAUCUUCCUAAACUCUUUGAUCAAUUCAUGGGCUGGCUCACUGCUGGUCCACCUCGCCUAUCGUGGAUAUCAAUCUACUCAUCGAGCCCCGGGGCUCUGAGUCCCCGGCUAGCAAGAAGAGUUCAGCAUCGGUAGGAUCAAAUUCCACAGCCGCGACACGAGCUUACACGACUGCUCCGUCUGCAUAUACUCAAUCACCUGCCUAUGCUGGGGCAUCACCGGCGUACCCCGCAACUUCUCCAGCAUACUCAACGUCGUCUCCAGCCUACGGCGGCACCCCUGCCUAUGCUACUCCAGGUCUUCCAGCUUCAGCGGCCGCUGGAGCAGCGUCAAUGCUAGGCGGUCCCGUUCUCCCAGCUAUCUCAGAGCUUCAACGACACCAGGAUCCGGCCCAACCACAAUUUCGGCCACUCUACUCAGGCCCACCAAUGGCGACUUCAGCUCCUCCAGGCCAUCCUAUGACCAAUGUUUCUCCACCAACACAGGUAAUCAAGAGACAGGCAUCGCAAACACCAUUGCCAGAAGAAAGUCCUGCCAAGAAGCAAUCCAAAUGGACACCUGAAGAAGACAACCUCACGAUUGAACUAAGGGGACAGGGAAUGAAAUGGGACGACAUUGCGAAACGACUGCCCGGAAGAAGCUCGAUAUCUUGUCGACUGCGAUAUCAGAAUUAUCUCGAAAAACGAGCCGUAUGGGAUGAAGAGAAGAAGAAUAAGUUGGCAAGACUAUACGCUCGGUUCAAGGAUCAGAUGUGGCAGAAGGUUGCAACAGAAAUGGGCAUUCCCUGGCGGUCUGCAGAAUCGAUGCACUGGCAAUUGGGAGAGCAAGAAAUGAGCGCGCGCGCGAAUGCUCCGGUCUUUCAGCUUCAUCCGUCAGCCACAGGCGUCAACUCUCCACCUCCUACGCACGUUACCGUUACCCCAGCACCACAUGGCUUUACACCUACAAACGCCAGCCAGCUGGUGCCUAGCCCUCUACCACCUCCCCCUUCGCAGACCCCACAGCAACCUCCAACAGUGUCCCAAGGCCCAGUACACGGCUACCAUCAUCGAACUGACAGUGGAUCGAGUCAAGGUCGACGGAGGAGCGGCUCCUUUGGCAGACGUCGCACGGAUGCGAGAUCAAGGUCCAGCGUGCCACCCCAACUCGGCCCGACCCUUCCACAGUUCCACCCUACCUCUGAGGCCGACCUUGUGAGCGGUCCUACCACGGCGCCAACACCUGAAACCCAUUCGCAAAUCAAGAGGGAGAACGAUAACGCUCCUUUUAUUGAGCCGUAUUUAAAGAGGAGGCGAGAAGACGAGGACUCCGGUAACCUUCGACCAGAUUUGGAAACACGGAGCCACGGAGGCAGGAGCCCAGAUCGAUGCUCACAGCGUAGUGGAACAGGAAGUGUGAAGAGCUUGAAGAGAGAGGAACCGAGCGACGUCCAUCAGUCUUCCAAUGACACUCCCAUCACGACAUCUUGAUAGCCUGCUGGUUACAAGCCUAUCCCGCCGCAGCCUCGUGAGCAAGAUCUGCAGCUGGGCAAUGCCAGCCUGCUUCAGAAACAUCAGCAGCGCCAGAAGAAUGAACACACCUCUGGCAAUGCGCAAAUUGCACUGGCA